AUGGCAAACCUGACCAAGUAUAAUGUUGCCAUCUGUCUUGUAGUGGCUUGGGGAGGCUACAGCUAUGGCUUCGGCUUUGCCAUUUUCGUCACCAGCAUCGGCCAACCCGGCUUUUAUCAGUAUUUCAAUCUCGAUCCGUCUAGCACCUAUACAGCAAAGCAAGUACCUCAUCAGGACUUUCGAGAAAACAUAUCUGACUGGGCAGCCAGUAUUCUCGGAGCCAUCAAUGCUCUUUUCAAUUUCGGACUCGCAGUUGGUGCCCUUGCCCAGGGCCCCCUUGCUGAUAUCCUAGGACGAAAGAGAGCAUUUACACUGGCCGCAGUGUGCUCUUUGAUCGGGGCAGCCUUGAUCACGGGUUCUGUUGCAAUUGGCAUGCUCAUCACAGUGCGACUCCUACAUGGUUUUGGUCUGGGUAUGCUUAUUUGCCUGGUACCUCUCUAUCUUACAGAGGUUGCUCCUCCUCAUCGGCGUGGCUGUGCCUGGAUUUCCAUCGGAACCUACUACGCCACCAAUCUAACGGUGCAAUGGAGGGUGCCUUUGGCCCUUGCCUGCAUUGGACCUCUCGCGCUUCUGAUCGGCUUGCCCUUUAUCCCGGAAUCACCGCGCUAUUUGACUCUCAAAGGCAGAACUCACGAGGCGUGGGAUGUCCUUCAAAGGAUUCAUCACGAUCCAAACGAUCCAGAAGACUCUGCGGCCCAUGCCGAGUAUACCCAGAUCGUAAGGCAGGUUGAAUUCGACAAAGAGCAGGAAGCUGGGUAUCUCCAAAUGUUUAAGAAACCAUCAUGGAGACGAAGAAGUUUACUCGCUCUCUUUAUUCAAUUUGCAGCUCAAUCCACUGGGGCAAGUCUAUCCAUUCUCGGAAUUGCCAAUUUUCUCGUCCUGAUCUUUACAAGCUUAGGAAUGACUGGUGUCAUGCCGUUGCUCUUAUACGCUGUUUACUCCACCAUCGGUACCAUUUGCGUCUUCAUCGCCAUCUUCACAGUGGACAAAAUUGGCCGCAGGACCAUGUUCCUCAUCGGUUUUCCAGGCCUCGCAGUCUGUCUUCUCCUCGAAGGCAUACUACAGUGGAAAUACCUGGGUACAGACAACAAAGGUGGCCUCGCGGCCUGCUUGGUCUUCAUCUACAUCUAUAUCGUGAUCUUCCAGUGCGUCGACGGACCGUCGUUCAUUUGGAUGGCGGAGAUCUUCCCAACCACUAUCCGCGCCAGAGGAAUCAGUCUCGGCUUCUUCUCCUACUUCGUUGGUGCAAUCACGUAUACUACCCCCUCAGCUCUUGCGUUUAAGAAUAUCAAAUAUCGGAUGUACUUCCUCUACAUGGGCCUGUGCAUCAUUUCCACUAUCAUCGUGUAUUUCUACGUCCCAGAGACAAAACAGAUCCCCGUUGAGGAGAUUGGUGCAUUGUUCGGCGAUGAGGUCGUUGUGCAUCUUACAGCCGAUGGACAUGGGAUCGUCGAGGAGCAAAAAAUGGUCAAGGUAGAGGGUGCAUCGACUGUGGUUCAUACCGAGAAAGUUUAA
Molecule: messenger RNA, 1515 nt
Organism: Rhinocladiella mackenziei CBS 650.93
Lineage: Eukaryota; Fungi; Ascomycota; Eurotiomycetes; Chaetothyriales; Herpotrichiellaceae
Exons: 9
Coding region: 1-1515 (504 amino acids)
Biological process (GO): carbohydrate transport; transmembrane transport
Cellular component (GO): membrane
Molecular function (GO): carbohydrate:proton symporter activity
Source: RefSeq, a predicted model, not a curated record